Puccinia graminis f. sp. tritici CRL 75-36-700-3 is the source of this 315-nucleotide messenger RNA. RefSeq lists its product as uncharacterized. Bases 1 to 315 code for a protein of 104 amino acids. Lineage: Eukaryota; Fungi; Basidiomycota; Pucciniomycetes; Pucciniales; Pucciniaceae. The transcript has a single exon. The record is from RefSeq and is a predicted model, not a curated record.
AUGAGUCUCCAUGUGGUGCCCCUUAACCAACCUUUGCAAGUCUACUUAUUACAUAAGAGCAUCUCCAACGGAGCUGCUAUUGCGCAACCGGGGACCAAAUUUGAUGGCCCCCGUUGGAUUUUGUGCUCCAACGGUCCUGCUAAACAACCCGCCACACAUCCCCAGUGGCUCUCAAACCCGCGACCGCCUGCUACCUUUGGCAGCCCAAUCCCCAGCCGCAAUCCACCUUUCAUCCACUCCUCCACCUCCUCCACAUCACAAAUUCCACCAACAUCUCAAUCCACACAAGCUUUCCAUUCCUUCAACCCAAAUUAG